AUGGUGGAAAUCCCUGCUUGGAGAAGCCAAUCAGUAUUAUCAUCCCCCAACAAGCUGCCCCUCCAUGUACGGGUCCAGGAGCAAUUCAGCCGCCACCACUCCAGGGCUCGCUCGGUGGUGGAGCGAGCUUUCGGGGUGAUGAAGACAAGAUGGAGAGCCAUGUUCUUCAAAGCCCUGGAGGUCAGCCCAGCUUUCGCCUCUGACAUCGUUGCAUGUUGUGCAUUUCUCCACAACCUCUGCCUCACCACCAAUGAUGUUAUAGAGUUGGAGGAACAUGUGGUCUCUGACGGUGAUCUUUAG
Molecule: messenger RNA, 300 nt
Organism: Xyrichtys novacula (pearly razorfish)
Lineage: Eukaryota; Metazoa; Chordata; Actinopteri; Labriformes; Labridae
Source: the annotation of a GenBank genome assembly